Messenger RNA from Juglans microcarpa x Juglans regia, 1590 nucleotides. RefSeq names its product RPM1-interacting protein 4-like. The record is from RefSeq and is a predicted model, not a curated record. The transcript is spliced from 4 exons. Bases 580 to 1398 code for a protein of 272 amino acids. NCBI's taxonomy places the organism in Eukaryota, Viridiplantae, Streptophyta, Magnoliopsida, Fagales, Juglandaceae.
GGUAAGCGCUUAGCAGAAUGUUUCCCAGACAAAACAGAGGAGGACCCGUAUUUAGACGGAAGAAGACAAACGCUGCUUUACCGUCGCCCUCCAAUGGAUGCCGAAGUCAGCCGCCUUUAACAGUAACGGCGUUAAGGAAGAAGACCAGCCACCAAAGGAUCGCUUUUCUUAGACGAAUCAUUUAAGGAAACCCGGGUGAUUGCCAUUGUUUGGUUUCGUUUCUUCCACGGCAGUCUCGAGCUUUGAAUUGUAUAGUCAAUUUCGGAGCCCACUGGACGCAGCAAAAGGUUAUCUUAAACGGUAGUGAUGGUUGAGACUCCGAGAGAGAGAGAGAGAGAGAGUCGUUUCAAACGAGGAAGAAAGAGCUUUUACAGAGAGAAGAUGCAGAGAAUGUUCAAACAUGACCGGUGACGCCUGUUAACUGGUUGAUAAACCUCUCUUCAAAAUCCUCUCUUUCUCUUUAGUUUUCUUGCUGGGUCAGUUUUGUUGUCUCUCUCAAUAAUUGUGGAGGGAUUGAUCCUAAUAGCUAAAACUUCUUGAAGAAUUUUGCCUUUCAUUCCAAGCUUGGUGGACAGAGCAAUGACUCAACGCUCACAAGUACCGAAAUUUGGCGAUUGGGAGAGUGAAGAGAAUGUUCCUUACACGGCUUAUUUUGAAAAGGCUCGUAAGGGUCGUGGGACCAAGAUGAUAAAUCCGAAUGACCCUAAAGAUAAUCCCGAUCUACUCUCUGAUCAUUCAUCUUCAGCUCAACAAGGUCCAACUUCCAGAGCCAGAGCUGAACCUGAACUCGAGGAACCAGUUAUAAGACCAGGAACAGGAAGAUCAACACCGCAUGAACCUCGGAGCAGGGAAGAUAGCGACCUCAGGCAGUUCACUGACUCUCCAGCCAGACAUGACCAUUCGGGAAGUGGAGCUAGCAGUGAGUCAUCAGGACAUCAACGUCAUGGAGGCCGUGGAGUCAGUUCUGGCGAAACCCAUAGAAGACCUGCAAGGUUUAGUGGUGAUCAUCAAGGAUCCGAGUAUAGUGUUGAUCGUUCGCCACUCCGCCAGGCAAGGGUCCCGGCCGCGAGAGAUGGCGGUGUCAAUUCACACUCUUCAGAAGGAAAGACUUCAUAUGACAGUAGCCAUGGUACUGCUGGAAGAAACCGAGUGAAAUCAGAGACUCGAGGUGAUGAAACGCCUGAAAAAGGUGCUGCUGUUCCAAAAUUUGGUGAGUGGGAUGAGAACAACCCGGCAUCAGCCUAUGGUUUUACUCACAUUUUCAAUAAGGUGCGGGAGGAGAGGCAGAUUGGGAUGGGAAGGGUACCGGGGCCUCCUGAGACUCAUUACAACAACAUGCGGAACCAAGAUGCUGAUGACAAUGCUAAGUGCAGUUGCUUUCCUUGGGGCAGAAAAUGAUGUCUUUGGAGUUGUGGAUAAUUACAAAGGUCUGCGGGACCCGUAAAUACCCUUGAAUGCUCUCUCUCUCUCUCUCUCUCUCUCUCCAAGCUGAGUUACUUCUCCGACAGUGCGAUCAUUUUCUCUGUGUCCGCUACUUUGUAUUAACAAUCAUGCAAUUCUGAUGUAAGAACAUGCCUUCUUUUAUCUUUA